GCCAUUCUCACUAAUAUACCAGUUACUGGAUACAGACUACAAAUCCCACAAUUCCAACAGAGUAUAUGAGGAGGAGCCUGUGUUCCAGUAACCAGUUCUCUAGGAUUCCAACAAGGAUACGGCCAUUCCUUCCCUGCUCACCAUACAGGACCCAUACUCACUAAUAUACCAGGAACAUGGAGAUGCGAGUCCUUUGGCUUUUUCUCUUUGCUGGAUCCGUGGCACAAGAAGACAUGGACAGAAAUGUUUUCCUCUUUUCCACACCGUCCAAAACUGAUUAUGUGGUUUUGAACCCAGAGGUGACUGAGCCUUUACACAACCUCACUUUUUGCUUGAGAAGCUACACGGAUCAGAUGAACCAAGCUCUUCUUACCACGGGCACACCACAGUCACAGAAGCGCAACAUGUUUGUUAUCUUCCAGUCCCCAACAGACUAUAUCCAAACAUCACCAUACUUUUACACUUCAAUCUACAUAAACAAUACACUGGUAUCCAUUAAGACAAAGGCAGUUGUUCUGGACUGGAUACACAGGUGUGUAACUUGGGACUCUAACACUGGGGUUCUACAGCUUUGGGUUAAUGGGAAAGUCUUUCCCCGAAGAGUACUGCAGAAAGGCUUUUCUAUUGACCUGGGGGAAGGUAUUUCCUUGGGUCAGAUGCAGAAAGAUGAUUGGAGUCCUACACCUCCCUUUCAAGGGGAAAUAAGUGAUGUCCAUAUGUGGAAUGAGGUUUUGCCUCCUGAGACCAUAUGGCAGGUUCUGCUAAAUAAUCGGUAUAUCAAUGGGAAUGUCAUUAGCUGGAGGUCCCUGAACUACACUAUUAUAGGAGAUGUCACGGUCCAACCCAAACUCCAGUGUAGAUAUGGCAAUGAACCUCGCAGCUUACACAGUCAGUGCUCUAUGGAUUAAUGGGUAUUGGUAAAACAGGUAUAACAAUCACUUUCCAAUAAAUAAUUGUUUCAAGGGGAACUGUGUCUUUCAUAAUAAGCAAAAUUGUUAAAUUGUUGUUUUAGCAAAGAACAACAAGACAAGGCUGAUGUUAGGGCUGCAUAUAUUGGAUGUACAACCGAUAGAACAACGCGAUUAAAGGAGAUGUCACUGUACAACCCAAACUCCGUUGAAGAUGUGGUAGUAAACUAUUUCACCCUUCCAGUCACUGCUCAUGGAGUUUUACAUAUUUGUCUUUGACAAUUAAAAAAAGCAGAUGUGGUUCACGUUCAGCACUUCAUGCAUCUUGGGAAUAUAAGUAUGUUAAAUAUUUACUCUAGUUUGCCUGAAAAUUGCCUUUAAUGUUAAUCCUUUGGGCUGGGUUCUUAUACAUGCUGCUUGGUGACCCCUUCCAUAGACUAUCUGGAGGUAUACAGGGAAGGGUCACGUAACAAACUCAAACUUGUUCUGCUUAUGCUUGUGCUGUCUGUAUCUAUUUGCUUUUCAUGCCUUCAUAUUUGCUGCCAAGAUCUAUCAGACCAGAUCACCCUGCCUACAUUUUUUUUAAAGCUGCAGAAUACAAUUCAGCCAUUUGCUAAAUCA
Messenger RNA from Xenopus tropicalis (tropical clawed frog), 1529 nucleotides. Its product is annotated as provisional ortholog of C-reactive protein. The transcript has 4 exons. Lineage: Eukaryota; Metazoa; Chordata; Amphibia; Anura; Pipidae. The record is from RefSeq and is marked provisional. Bases 177 to 908 code for a protein of 243 amino acids. Gene Ontology annotation, cellular component: extracellular region.